AUGGAGGCAGCAACUGCAGCGGUGCCGAUUGUCAUCGACGACGACACGCCUGAUGUGGACGAGCCUGUGGACAACGCCACGGUUGCGGAACCGGACAUGGAGGUGGACAAUCAGACAGUGGGCGAGCCUGAACCUGACGAAGAAAUGAUGGCAUCUGAUGAAGAGAAUGUCACGCCAGAGGAAAGCGCAGAAAGACGACCUUUGCUACUUCCAGGCCGAACCGACAUCAUCAACCCGGAUCAUCAAAUGGCCCUGGCGGCAAUGACGCCUGCUAUCCGGCCAAAUCAGAUGAAAGCAGCGUGUGUCGAUGGUUGUCGUGCCACUUAUGCCUACAUGGCGUAUAUCAUUGGUCGCAUCAUGUGCAAGAAUUGGGUAGCGGCUACCUCUUGGUUGACUAUGCCGUAUGACACAAUGCAAGAGAGCUUCAAGCGUGGUUUGAGGUAUGACCUGAGAGGAACAUGGCCGGAAUUUGGAAAGGAGAUAGAUCCUGAGACCCAUGUCUGCCGAGAUCUCACCGAUGAGGAAAUCCUGGCUGAAGGGAUCAAAAGACAGGACCCUCACGAUCCAGAAGGGAAGUAUUUGCUUCGCAAAAUACGGGGGAUGGACGUCAAGCAAAUGCACUUCGUCAUUCCGCCCCUCACUGGCUACACUCAGUAUUCUGUCGUGUCACCCAUGACGGCGACGAGGGACAACGUCUUCACGAUCGACCCCGUCGGCGUGUUGGACUGCGUCAGCAUUAAUGAAGUACAAGCUUCAACGCUUGCACUCUUGGUCGACAGCGAUGUCACUUUGCCGCGCAAGCAGAACGUACAGAAGCCGGUCGUCCUGCAGCCAGUGACAGUCGACAACGCAGCAACGGCAAUACAGUCGCUGACAAAGGAGAUUGUGGACCAGCGCGAGACGAAGGCAUCGAAGCCGAAGAAGGCCAAGAAAAGCAAGAAGCUCCCAGCCAAAGACAUCGCGUGUUGGAUUGAGCAGCCUGCAGAAAGCCAAAUUGGGUGGGGAGCUGAGUUGACAUCGACGAGCAUCAUGAGCAGUGUGUUUGUCCAUCGCUUGAUUCUUGACCGUGGCAUGCCUGACUUCGACUACGAUGCGUGCGUGAGGGCGAAGCCAAGCGAUACUCACAGCGAGCCCUUGCCCCGGCCGCCUGCUUUGCGCCAGGACAUCCAGGCGAUGGCCUCGACGCUGUGCAGUCUCGGUGUGACUGCUUCUCCAAUCAAGCCCGACUACGUGGGUAAAUAUGGAAAGAGGAAACUUGAGGCGUCUUAUGCUGUGGUAGCCAGUGACAUCAUGACCUUCACUCUCGUUCGAUUGCUCCUGCUGCGAAUGAAAACUGUUGUUGCUCCAUCAGCUUUGGCUCAUGAAGGCUUUGGCCACGCGCGGUGUGUCUUGAUCUUACUCUUGCAACUUGUAUCAGUGUUGAUGGAGGCGUUGGGAUGGCACGGCAUUGAAUUCCCGAAAGUGCCAGCGGAGCUCGGCAGUUUACAGCCUAUCAACAGUGUGCAGGAAGGCAUGGCACAGAGGAUGGAGGAUUUCGAGCGACAGCUCGCGAAGGUUGAUGAGUUGACCUGCCGGAUCGAGGCCAUGGCGAACACGGUGGAGGCAAACAUUGCUUCUACACGUGAGGAAGGCUCCAGCUCGAGCACCACCACCGAUCCCAGCAUCUUACACCCUGUCCUCACUAUGCUGGAAGGCUUGUCAAAGAGGAUGGAGGAUUUCGAGAAGCGGUUUGCGAAGGUUGAUGAGUUAAGUUGCCGGAUCGAGGCCAUGGCGAACACGGUGGAGGCAAACAUUGCUUCUACACGUGAGGAAGCCUGGGAAGCUCGAUGGGAGCAGUUGCAGGCCGCGAAUAUCGUGGCUUCUCAGCGCAUCGAAAACAUCGAUGCCAAGCUGGCGCAGCUCCUCGAACGGCCCACCAGCCGGAGCUCAACAGUUUCAGCCGCCGUCCAGACGGAAUCGGAAGAUAAGAACCUGCGCGAGACAGUGGAGAAGCAGGAGUUUCAGCUGCAGCUUGCGGCAGGCGACAAGUUGAUGCUGAAGGACGAGAACAGUAAUUGCCGCAUGAUUGCGCUGGACGCGCUCAAGGAGAAGAACGGCUACAAGGCGGAGCUCGCAGCCGUGCAGAGGCACCUUGGCUUCCUGACGGAAGGGGAGGAGCUGGAGAAUCAGGAGAAUGCGGACCCAGGGCAAGCCAGCACCGAGGCGAUUCUUGAGGACUCGGGAGAGCAGGAGCAGCAAGAAGAGCUACCGCGACCACAUCGUGCAAGUGGGCCUGGGUGGCUGUAUCUCUAUGGAGAGGCACUUCUUCCCCGAGCUGCAGACGGCCGCAUCAUCCUCAAGAACGAGGACAUGGUGGCAGCGUACGCGGCUCAUUUCGGGCAAACUCCCACGCCGGAGCAGCUGCGGAAUUGGGUGAAGAACAGCCAUGGACAGGCGAUCUCUUACAAGGAGGCCAGGAACCUGAUAGCCUCCGCCAAGGAAGCGAAGAAGCAGGCGAAGUGA
This is a messenger RNA of Symbiodinium sp. CCMP2592, 2502 nucleotides long. Lineage: Eukaryota; Dinophyceae; Suessiales; Symbiodiniaceae. The record is from the annotation of a GenBank genome assembly.